Molecule: messenger RNA, 635 nt
Organism: Closterium sp. Naga37s-1
Lineage: Eukaryota; Viridiplantae; Streptophyta; Zygnematophyceae; Desmidiales; Closteriaceae
Source: the annotation of a GenBank genome assembly
UGCAGAUUCCAACACGAGCUCCUCGCCUCCAUCGCCUUCUACACCUGGAAGCCCUCCAAGUAUCGCGUGGUGCAAUGGAGGGAGGCGCAGCAGCAGCGCCAGUGAGCGGCACGGCCUUCUCCCUGCCACACUUCUACGACUACCCUCCCUACUUCACGCUGCAGCCGAUCAAGGCGACGCGCGAGAGGCAGGUGCGGCUGUGGGCGGAGCUGAUCGUGGCGUGGUGCCGCCACCACCGCACGCUGCUCGUGCCCCUCGACCACUUCCCCCUCUUCCACCACCCCGCCAUCCAGCGCAAAUUGGCGUUCGAGGCGCGGCAGGUCUUUCUCGAGGCUCUCGUUGCAGAAGGGCGGGCGGAGUGGACGGAUCGCAGUCGAACGCGGUGCCUCAUUCUGUGGAAGUCCAUCAACGACUGGGCCGACACCCUGCUGCACUUCGUGCGUGAGAACGGAUUUGGUGAUUCUGUUUUGACACUGGAGGAGAUACGAGCAGGAGAUGAUACGAAAGGGACAGACCUGGAGGGCAUUGACGAGGACGUGUUGCGGAGGGCCGUCAGAGUGCUGGAGGGGAGGGGCCUUGCCACGCUCUUCAAGGGCUCCUCCUCCGACGACGAAGGGGUCAAGUUCUUUGCCUAG